Molecule: messenger RNA, 741 nt
Organism: Saccharomyces mikatae IFO 1815
Lineage: Eukaryota; Fungi; Ascomycota; Saccharomycetes; Saccharomycetales; Saccharomycetaceae
Gene: SRP102
Product: Signal recognition particle receptor subunit beta
Exons: 1
Coding region: 1-741 (246 amino acids)
Source: RefSeq, a predicted model, not a curated record
AUGCUAAGCAACACAAUUAUAAUUGCCUGUUUAUUGGUGAUAGUAACUACCAUAGCGCUGGUGGCAGUGCAGAAGGUAUCACCCAAGAAAAGAGUCAAACAAAAAAGCUAUCAGCCAUCUAUCCUCAUAACAGGUCCUCAAAAUUCUGGCAAGACCAGCUUGUUUACGUUACUGACCACUGAUUCCGUAAGACCAACCGUUGUGUCUCAGGAACUGUUAUCAGCGGCGAAUUACGACGGUUCUAACGUCACUUUGGUAGACUUUCCAGGUCAUGUGAAGUUGCGCUAUAAACUCUCUGAAUGCUUGAAAACUAGAGCCAAAUUCAUUAAAGGAUUAAUAUUCAUGGUAGAUGCUACUAUUGAUCCUAAGAAAUUAACCACUACUGCUGAAUUCUUGGUCGACAUAUUAUCAAUCACUGAAUCGAGGAGCGAAAAAGGUAUUGAUGUUUUGAUUGCAUGCAACAAAAGCGAAUCGUUCACUGCGAGACCAUCAUCAAAAAUCCAAGAUGCUUUGGAGAAUGAAGUCCAAAAAGUUAUUGAAAGAAGAAGAAAAUCGUUAAAUGAGGUUGAAAGAAAAAUUAAUGAGGAAGAAGAAGAAGAAGCAGAAAAUGUACUAGACGUUUUACAAUCGACCCAUGGGUUCAAGUUCGCAAAUUUGGAGGGAUCUGUUAUUGCAUUUGAGGGAAGUGUUAAUAAGAAAAGGAUAUCCGAAUGGCGCCAAUGGAUAGAUGAAAAACUGUAA